This is a messenger RNA of Triplophysa rosa, 1517 nucleotides long. RefSeq lists its product as uncharacterized. The transcript has a single exon. Bases 19 to 879 code for a protein of 286 amino acids. The record is from RefSeq and is a predicted model, not a curated record. Lineage: Eukaryota; Metazoa; Chordata; Actinopteri; Cypriniformes; Nemacheilidae.
AUUCGCGUCUCCAUCAACAUGGCUACGGGUAAACGUCUCCGAACAACAUUUAAAGAAAGGGAGCUUCUCCUACAGAGAUAUGAUCAAUUUCCACCAAUGUCUCAAAGGGCUGCGGCGCGUCUGUUGAAUAUUUCACCGUCUCUGCUUUGCGUGUGGCUCCGUCACAGGAAAUUAACAAAAGCAACGACUGUAUCUGCACCUAAAAAGACUGAACUGGUCGAAGCCGCGCUUUGGGGGUGGAUGGAUAGCUCGCGCGAAAAGGGUAUUAUUCCUCCCGAAUUGAUGAUUCGAUCAAAAGCACAUGAGUUGGCUAGAACGAUGGAUUUCCCGGACUUCCGUGCAGACAAAGCGUGGUUUAGACGUUUCAUAAACCGUGAGAGAAUCAUACGAAAGCGGUUCAAACUCGACUGGCAAGAAGACGACGGUCAAAACAAUCCAUCAGAAAAGCCAGGGUGCACACGGGUACCAAAAACCAACCAAUCCAACAGUAAAUCGAUUAAGAAAAUAGACUCAAGUAAACGAACCGAAUACGGAAAUGUACAAUUUUACGAAGUAGCCGAGCGAUCUGAAAACGACAGUGAAUCUGAUUACAUGGAUGCACUCAGACAGUACGAUGACACGAGUGUGGAGGAUGAACGCACGGAGCUUGACAUUCCUAAACUGGAACCGAGUGUGGUCACCGCUGAGCUCGAUGGGACUUCACAUACUGUCGUCGUACCAUCACUGUGGCAAAUGAAGGAAGCUAUGAAAACACUGUCAACGGGUUUGCUCUACAGAGGAUUUUGUGACUUUAACCUUCUUCAUCAAUUUGAAAAAGAGGUUGAUAAUGUUUUGAGAAGAUCACUGUCCCUAAGAACACAGCGCAGUUUUCAAGACUAGUUUUCGUGGGCUGGAAUAACAUCUGAACGCCAUUGAAAAUUGGACUGUUUAUUUUGUAGCAAAUUCAUAGGGGGGAGCAGGGCACAUCCUAACCGUAUACACAAAUGCAUAUAGAUAGAUGUAUGAGAAAAUGCUGCACUGUUAUAAAAAUAACAUAAUUGUCAAAUGUAAUAUCAAUAUUGUCAUUGAAGUUAUGAUUUCGAUUAGUGGAAUUUACAUAGUUUUCAUUUCAUUGCUUUGUACACAUGGCGGGCUCAGUUGUAACAGUGAAUAAUAUAAUAAGGUUGGAUUUGGUGACAUGCACAACCAACUGAAAAAAAUGAAGGAAAAAAACAUGAAAAAGAAAUUACUUUCGCUCGUACAGUGUGAAUUUUGCAAUUUUAAAUGUCCACAUGGAGGCGCCAAAUGUUUGUCAUAUUACAUUCCCACUUUAAAACGCUUGUGAUCCGUGCAGUAGCCCAUUGUUUUAAACCCAAAACUCUUUAUUGUUGUUGUUUGUAUGUUUUUUUUACUAUUGUGUAUUAAAUGUUAAAGUCCCUCAGUAGGGUAUAUAGUUAAUGUUCAUUUUACAAAUUAAAACAUUUGUUUUUGUUUUUUACCACUAAAUUAACCCAUUAAUAAAAACACUGAUGUUAACA